Nerophis lumbriciformis (worm pipefish) is the source of this 3474-nucleotide messenger RNA. Lineage: Eukaryota; Metazoa; Chordata; Actinopteri; Syngnathiformes; Syngnathidae. The record is from RefSeq and is a predicted model, not a curated record.
AUGGCUCUGGACAGCAAGUGGAAGGAGCUGCUGUUGGGAACGCUGAAGGAGCUUGGGGAGGACGACUUCGAGGAAUUCAAGUUCUUUUCGGACCUGCCUCAAAGCGUACAAGAAAACCCCCGCCGGGUGAACAUUGCUAACGCGCUGGUGAAGAAGCACGGCGAGAAUACUCUGGAGGAGACCAUCAAAAUUCUGGAAAAGAUUGGUAACAAGAACUUGGCCGAGAAGUUGCGUGGCAACGUGCUGGAAAUAAAAGGCGCCGUCUUCUCCGUCCAUGAUGAUGAUCAUAUUGACAGAUUGAAGGCAGACCUGCAAGAAAAGCUGCAUAGUUUAUACAGCUUUGUUCCCGAAGGCAACACCGAGCGCUGGCAGCAGCAGCCUCUGGCCGACGUCUACACGGAUCUGGACGUCACCUACGGGGCCGACGUCAGGCCCGACGAGCGACACGAGGUCCUUCAGAUGGAGACGCGUGCCGCGGCGGCCAAGAAGUCUAUCCUGCCGUGCGAUAUCUUCAAAAGCCAUGACGGACAGCCGCGACCGAUACGCACACUGCUCACCGUCGGCUUCGCGGGAAUCGGGAAAACCUUCCUGGUUCAAAAGUUUGUGUGCGACUGGGCCAGCGGGAAUAAAAACCAGGACGUACACUUCAUAUUUCCCUUCACCUUCCGCGAGUUGAACACCGACGAAGGGAAAAACUUUACGCUGGCCAAGCUCAUCCGAUGCUACGUCUGUGAGAGCAGGCACAUGAGCGAGGAGACUCUGAACAUUAUAUUAGACGACCUGCACAAGUCCGGGAUACGGGACUACGAAAGCAGCCGGAUCAAGAUCUUGUUUGUUUUGGACGGACUGGACGAGUGCAAGUUCAAAAUGGACUUGAAGAAUGAGAUGAAAGUAGACCUAGACGUGACGGAGGCCUACCCGCUGGAGAUACUCCUGGCGCACAUCAUCAAGAGGAACCUGCUUCCGUGCGCCCGGGUUUGGAUCACUACGCGGCCCGCGACGGCCCGCGAUAUCCCUUCCGACCUCAUCGACAGCAGAACAGAGGUGAGAGGAUUCAAUGAUUCCCAAAGGCUGGAGUACUUCAGGAAAAAAUUUCAAAAUGAGGAGCGUGUCAUUGAGCACAUCCGGAAAACUCGCACCAUCUUCAUCAUGUGCCACCUGCCCAUCUUCUGCUGGCUCACCGCUACAGUUCUUCAGGAUCAUUUGGACAAAGGGAAGGAGGGAGAGCUUCCCACAACGCUGACAGACAUGUACUCGGAGUAUGCUUUUAACCAGCUGGACAAGUCCAAGGAGCGACAGACGACCGAGUACGCUGAUUACGUGAAAGCGCUAGCAAAGCUGGCGUUUCACCACACAAUGAGUAAGCAACAGAUCUUCUACGAGGAGGACCUAGCAAAAAGCGGAUUUGAUUACAACCAAGCCGCAAAACACUCCGGAAUAUUCACUGAGGUGUUUAAGGAGGUCCGUCCGCUCAGAAGAAACCAACAGGGCAAGAUGUUUCAGUUUGUCCAUUUGACCAUCCAGGAGUAUUUUGCCGCAUUCCACGUGAUGAUUUGCCUCUUCCAUGACAACAAGAACAUACUGGUUGAUUCAGAGCAGGCACUGGAGUGUGUCUUCCAAGAAGAAGAAAAAUCGGAAGUAUUAGAAGAAACAGAAUCAGAAGAUGGAGAAAAAAAAUCAGAAAAAGAAACAGAAUCAGAAGAUGGAGAAAAAAAAUCAGAAGAAGAAACAGAAUCAGAAGAUGGAGAAAAAGAAUCGGAAGAAGAAACAGAAGAUGAAGGGGAUUGGAAAAUCGCUGAGGUUCACCGGUCAGCUCUCCAGAAAGCCUCGGAGAGUGAAGGAUACCUGGACAUGUUCCUCCGCUUCCUCCUUGGCCUUUCCUUGCCGUGCAACCAGGAACUAGUGGGGGAACUGCUGAAGGCUCCUCAGGACUGCAGGCGAAACAAGUCAAAGACAGUCAAGUUGAUCAAGGAGAGGAUAAAACGGAACACUCCAGAGAAGAACAUCAACUUGUUCUACUGCUUAAACGAGCUGAAGGACGACUCUUUGCUGAAGCAGUUUCAGAUAAAGAAAAAUAUUUCACACCAUAUUGACUGGGAGAAAAUGCCAAAUGACAUGUGGUCAGCCUUGGCCUUCUUUUUACUGACAGACGACGAAACCAUGGAGGUCUUUCAGCUGUAUAGAUACACCGCAUCGCCUUUGGGGCUCGAGAAGCUGUUGGUGGUGGUCAAGGCUUCUCAACGAUCAAGUCUACAUGAUUGUCAGCUGGACAAAGGCAGCUGUGACCUGCUGGCUUCCGUUCUCUGCUCUCCAUCCAACCUGAGGCAUCUGGACCUGAGCUUUAACAAUCUGUUGGACGAAGGGGUGGAGAUCCUCUCAAAAGGACUGGCCAGCCCAAACUGCGUCUUAGAAUCCCUCUAUCUACGUCACUGUGGCCUGGGCAAAGGCAGCUGUCACCUGCUGGCUUCCGUUCUCAGCUCUCCAUCCAACCUGAAGAGUCUGAAUCUGGGCGGGAACAAUCUGUCGGACAAAGGGGUGGAGAUCCUCUCGAAAGGACUGGCCAGUCCACACUGCAAAUUAGAGUCCCUCUUCCUAAUGGAGUGUGGCCUGAGCAAAAGCAGCUGUCACCUGCUGACUUCCGUUCCCAGCUAUCCAUCCAACUUGAGUCUGAACCUGAGCAAGAACAAUCUGUCGGACGAAGGGGUGGAGAUCCUCUCAAAAGGACUGUCCAGCCCAAACUGCAAAUUAGAGUCUCUCAAUCUACGUGAUUGUCAUCUGGACAAAGGCAGCUGUCACCUGCUGGCUUCCGUUCUCAGCUCUCCAUCCAACCUGAAGCGUCUGGACCUGACCGACAACAAUCUGUUGGACGAAGGUGUGGAGAUCCUCUCAAAAGGACUGGCCAGCCCAAACUGCACCUUAGAAGAGCUCACUCUAAGUCGUUGUCACCUGGACAAAGGCAGCUGUCACCUGCUGGCUUCCGUUCUCAGCUCUCCAUCCAACCUGAGGCAUCUGAAUCUGAGCUACAACAAUCUGUCGGACGAAGGGGUGGAGAUCCUCUCCAAAGGACUGGCCAGCCCAAACUGCAAGUUAGAAUCCCUCGAUCUAUCUGGUUGUGAGCUGAAAAAAGGCAGCUGUCACCCGCUGGCUUCCGUUCUCAGCUCUCCAUCCAACCUGAAGCAUCUGGAACUGAGCUGGAACGACCUGUCGGAUGAAGGGAUUGGGAUCCUCUCGAAAGGACUGGCCAGUCCACACUGCAAGUUAGAGUCCCUCGAGCUGUCAGCAUGCGGGAUCACCAAUAAAGGAUGCGUUUUUUUGGCCGAGGCACUCAUGUUAAACCCCUCACAUCUUCAACAGCUGUCCCUGUGGAAGAAUCCAAUAGGUGAAAAAGGAAAGAUGGUCUUAUUGAACGUCCAAGAGGAUCCAAGCUAUCGCCUGGAGACUGUCAGGUUUGAAUUGUUCAAGAAGAACGUUUGA